AUGCCGGACAAGCCUGUCACACGCACGCUGCGGUCGUCUGCACGCAGCAGCGACGCCAACAACAUGGAAUCUUCCACGCCCAUCGCGUCACCAAGCGACACACCCGUACCGCGGUCUUUGCGCUCCUCCAUGCGCAACAAUGGAAACACGACUUCAUCCACUCCCACGGUGGCUAGCGGUUCCACUUCUACGCCAGCAACCGCGACUCCCGUCACCCGCUCCUCUGGCUGGAAGCGUAAGGUAGCAGCAAACGCGCAAAAGGACGAGCAGCUCGGCACGCCGACAACUAGUGUCACGAAGAAGAGCAAGACUACGAACUCCAGCUCCAAAAUUGGCCAGUCUUUGCCAGGCAGUACUACAGCGACCCCAGCCGCUUCUGCUCCGCGCACAUCGAGCCGCCUCGCGGCUAUGCAGUCCGCCGUUGAGCCCGACACGCCCAUUGCAGAUGAUGACGUAGACAAGCAGAAUAAGGCUGUGCCGACCGGCAGCAGCGCUAAGUCAACUCCCGCUUCCGUUCCGCAGCGCACUUCGCGCCGCAUCGCUGGCCUUGGUGUGAUGCAGUCCAGUGUUGACACCAAUCAAAAGGCGGCCGCGGAUGUCGACGAAGGAUCAACGCUCGCUUCGAGCAGCUCAGGCAGGAAGAAGGAUAGGACUGCCACGGUGUCCGAUAACACUCAAGUCACGCCCGCCACUGGUCCUAGCAGCAGCCUCCGUGCUUCAAGCCGCAUCAAAGGGCUCGCUGCUGCCGCCGCGUCUGAGGGGAAGGCUGUCGACACACCCACUGCCAGCCGCACCAAAUCAACCCCGACCGCGACUGGUACGGAGAACAAAAACAAGCCUAUCGCUGCGUCUAGCAGCAUGUCGAAGAAUGCACCCAAGGACAACAACAAGAAGGCCGCUGACGCGGUCACCACCAUCAGCGACCAGCAUACCGCGCCCAAGAAACCAGCCACGCGCCGCAACACUGUCGCCACAUCCUUCUCUCCCCGGCCCUCCGCCAUUGCAAGCAGCCCCUCCACUCCCGAGAGCAGUGAUGAUGACGUCGAAGACGCGCGAGGACAGCUCACGCCCACCGCCAACAUCAAGACCCCGGGCGCCCCGGCCUCCUGGUCCGCCCCGAUGUUCAGGCACAAUGACUUGCACAAGUGGCUCAUCAUCAGCGACUUUGAUAAUCUCGCAGAUGCUACUGCUGCUUUGGCCAUGAGUUAUAUGGACAGUGUUGGCGGUGAGAACGGUGAUGGCAAUAGUGUGAAAGACAGCAGCAACAGCAGUAACGCACUGCUGCCAUUGCCGCGGAGGGUAGAGUUCCUGCUCGCGUUUGAUAAACCGCAUGUGGCUCGUGCAGUGAAGAGUCUGAGGGCGAUGUGCGAGGCUGCAACGGGGGACGUGGAGAAGCUACUUCGGGAAUUGAAGGAGCUUGAGGAUGUUGGCGGUGUGGAUGACGAGAAGAAGGAUGAGGACGUGGUGAUGUCUGGAACCAAUGGUGCUGGUUCUGGAGAUGAUGGUUUGGAUGUUGUUCCGGGUGCUGCGGGAGAAGAAGCGGCUACGACGGACGGUGACGGAGGUGCUGAACCUUCUGAGGCGGGAGAUGACCAUGGCCGCCGCAGCGUCGGUGAGCGUGAGAUCAGGGCAUAUAUCCACGGUGUCGUGUACAACUUCAAGCACCCUUCCCAGCUCAAACCUGCCCGCGACGCCUAUAUCGCCGCCAAGAAGGUCGCUGGAACGACGGAGAGGCAGGCGCACGCCGCAGUGGAAGAGGCAGCAGGUAAGGCGCUGGCACAGCUGACUGCCGAAGUCGAGGCGCAUAGCGAGGCGGCAGAUAGGGUCGACGUGGUUGGGCAGGGUCCAUCUUCUUCUUCGAUAGAAGCAGUUGCUACUUCGUCUACUUCUACCACUACCACUACAGCAGAGGAAAGCACAGGUGCGGCCGAAGAGCGUUCGUCGAUCACUGCACAUCGCCGCCUGUCGUCCCGUAGGGCUACCGCGCCCGCCAACAACUCUUCCCCGUCGAUCGUUCCGCAACACCCCAGCUCAUCUCCCGGCGCGGUCGGUAACGAAGACGAGCAGCAGAAGCAGACGGUUAGCGCUGAUGACGGUGACGUGGACAUGACGGACCCUUUCAUUGAGCAAACGGUCUCUACGUUGGCGGAUAACUUGCACGCUAAGCGCGGUAAAGAUGCUGAGCACAAAAUCCCGCUCCCUUCGUCCGUCGCGGAGCUUGUGAAGCAGCACCGAAGCAAGCCAGUCACGAAGAUGAGUGCGCGGCAGAUGCGCAACGAGAUUAUGCGGAAGUGUUCGUUGAGAGAGAGGUUGGUUGUGGAAGGAUGGAGGCUAAGGGCUUUGGUGGCGGCGGCGAGAACGAGGAGAGAUGAGCAGAAUGAGCAAAGGGAGCCUGAGAGUGAAUUGAGCGGGGAGGAUCAUUCUGAUGGUCCGUCGGCGCAGCUCAGGGACGGAAUGACGACGAGCGAGGAGAGAGGUGUGGAUAAGGAGCUGUUGGCGUUGGUGGAGAGUGUGGUUGGUGGACAGAGCGACGAAGACCAGGACAUGACGGAUGUUGAUUAG
This is a messenger RNA of Lasiodiplodia theobromae, 2562 nucleotides long. Its product is annotated as Lpxtg-domain-containing protein cell wall anchor domain. The record is from RefSeq and is a predicted model, not a curated record. The coding region runs from base 1 to 2562 and encodes 853 amino acids. The transcript has 2 exons. Lineage: Eukaryota; Fungi; Ascomycota; Dothideomycetes; Botryosphaeriales; Botryosphaeriaceae.